AUGGAAGGAAGAAAUGUUGCCGUUUGCUUUCUAUUUUACCUCUUGAUAUCUUCCCAAUGCGAUUUUGAUAACGCCUCCUCUGUCGCCACGGUAAGACUUCUAAGUAAACAAGAAAAUUUGCUUUCUUGGAACAACGCAAAAAUUGUAUUGCCAACAAGUUAAAGCAAUUAGUUUUCAGUUGUUGAAUUUGAAAGUGUUUUAGAGGAGAAAACAAAGAGCUUCUUUUAGAACUAUUUAAAUGUUUUAUCCAAAGCAGCGGAGGACCAAGCUGGCUUCAUGUUUAUGCUUAAUUUAAUAUUAAAUAUUGCCAGGCUUUCACUAGAUUUUGAAAUGAUUUGUUUGUAAAUACUGGGAAAACCUAGUUUCUAAUUACAACUAACACUCGCGCUACGCCUGCGGCAGACAGAGGAGCUAGGCCAUUAUCCACCAUUAUUCACGAGAGGGUUUAUUUUGAAAACGCGCACCCCUCGCGUGAGUAAAGCCUUACCUAGAGAGAAUGAUAAUGAACUUCGAGGAUCUUAAAAAAGGCUUCAUCAAGUCUGUGUCAUAUGUAUGGUCAAUUUGUUUAUUUUCUACUAUGGCAGUCCGGAGUGCAAAUAAAAUAAUGACGAUUCUCACUGAAAGCAAAUUCAGUUAAUAUUUUACGACCGUCAAGAUAAAAAAAUGUUUUCUUUACUAAUUUCUACUAUGAAACAGAACCCUAACACCUGCUUGCGAGGAUCACCUGGCCUCCCUGGACGCAACGGAGUUAAUGGACAUAAUGGGUUACCAGGCCGCGACGGCCGAGAUGGAGCUAAAGGUGAAAAGGGCGUGUCAGGAACUCCUGGAUCCCGUGGUGAGAAGGGAGAAAGGGGAUCAAGUGGAACAGACACUGAUCACAGAAACUGGAAACAGUGCGCGUGGAAGAACUACGACGGGCGUGACAUUGGAAUGAUCAAGGUUUGUGGAUUCUAAAAUUAGUGUAAUGAACGGCUACAGUCAACUUUGGUAUGGUUAGAUACUAAGGUUGUGCUUUUAAAAAGGGUGGAAAUUUACUGUCCAUUGAUAUCAUUACGGGAUGAAAAAGGUUCCCUUAAACAGACAUGUAAAUAAAUAAUUUAGUUUUAUUUGAUCUUGCAGUAUUGACAGUUCACUAAAACCAAGGAUGACACUGCUCUCCGUGCUGUUUACCAGGGAAACUUCCAUUUGUCAGGGUGUGGCAGCUGCUGCAAGAGAUGGUUCAUCACUUUUAACGGCGCCGAGUGCAGUGCUCCUCUGCCUAUUGACGCAGUGCUGUGGAUCGGAAAUACUGGGGAAAACAACCACAGACCCGGGUUCAUUGAGGGCUACUGUAACAACAUACACAAGGGCAAAAUCCGAGUUGGAAUCAAUAUUGGAAAUUGUGCAGGAUAUGGAAACUCCAAUGGCAACACAGGCUGGAAUUCAGUGUCCCGUUUGAUCGUUGAAGAAGUUCCUCGCUCUCAAUAG
Porites lobata is the source of this 1467-nucleotide messenger RNA. The record is from the annotation of a GenBank genome assembly. Lineage: Eukaryota; Metazoa; Cnidaria; Anthozoa; Scleractinia; Poritidae.